Molecule: messenger RNA, 3355 nt
Organism: Archocentrus centrarchus (flier cichlid)
Lineage: Eukaryota; Metazoa; Chordata; Actinopteri; Cichliformes; Cichlidae
Gene: ivns1abpa
Product: influenza virus NS1A binding protein a
Exons: 15
Coding region: 490-2442 (650 amino acids)
Molecular function (GO): protein binding
Source: RefSeq, a predicted model, not a curated record
UUCCCGGCCAUUCUGACUCAGAGACGGUGUGACUUUGACUGUGAGUGUAGGUACCUUCACAGAGAAAGAAAAGACCUACAGUUAGUUCCACAAGCUGUGCCUGUAGCCGCGUUGCGUCUUUUCUCCAGCUUGACUCAACCAAGUCUGAAUUCCCAUUAAAUAUGUCUCAUACCGCUUGUUAUCAAACGCCUCAGGUUAUAAUGUACAACCAACACAGAAUAAGUACUACUCUAUAGCCAACGGGAUACCAAGGACUCGAUUGCAGUCGCUUCAAGCCUGAUAGUUUGUCCUUGUGGCUGCCUUCCCUCUCCAUUCUGCUCAGUGGUCAACUGGCAUUUCUUCUGACAACUUCCCAUCCCUCUCCUUGGAUGAAGAAGACUUAGUUCUCCAGCGAUCUUUGUCUGCUUUACCUUUGCCUACAUUUGUUUACUGUUCUGCUCUCAGCAGUGCUGAAUUCUCUAUUAGAUACAUUUUCAAAAUUUUGCCAAGAUGAUUCAAAACGGUUAUUUGAUCUUUGAGGAUGAAAGUUUCCUGGAUUCUACCGUGGCCAAAAUGAACGCUCUGAGAAAGAAUGGCCAGUUCUGUGAUGUUAGGCUGCAGGUGUGUGGUCAUGAACUCAUGGCCCACCGUGCAGUUCUGGCUUGCUGCAGUCCCUACCUGUUUGAGAUCUUUAACAGUGACAUUGAGCCUCAUGGAGUCUCACAUGUCACUUUUGAGGACUUGGACCCAGAGGCUGUGGAGAUCUUGCUAAACUACGCCUAUACUGCCCAGCUCAAGGCAGACAAGGAGCUGGUCAAGGAAGUUUACUCUGCAGCCAAAAGGUUCAAAAUGGAGCGAGUCAAACAGAUUUGUGGUGACUACUUGCUGUCUAAAUUGGAUGCCCAGAAUGCCAUUUCCUUUCGAAACUUUGCCAGCUCUAUGGGAGAUGCUAGAUUUUUGGCCCAGGUAGAUGCCUUCAUCCAAGACAAUCUACUGGAAGUGUCCGAACAGGAGGACUUCCUUAAACUUCCCCGCCUCAAGUUAGAGGUAAUGCUAGAAGACAACCUCACCCUGCCCAGCAAUGGCAAGCUCUACUCAAAGGUUCUCAACUGGGUGCAGCGUAGCCUCUGGGAGAAUGGAGAACAACUUGAACGACUGAUGGAGGAGGUGCAAACGCUGUACUACUCACCUGACCAUAAGCUGGUGGAUGGAGGGCUGGUGAUUGAGGGGCACAGUGAGGUGUUUGGUAGCGAGGAGGACCACCUUCAGUUUGUGCAGAAGAAACCUGUGCGGGAGAGCGACCAGAGACAGAUGAGCUGCAGCUCUUCAGGAAGCCUGUCACCCUCCAACCAAGCAGCAAAUGCCCCAAAGCAGACUGCCAGGAGAGAGUGGAAGUACAUCGCCUCUGAGAAGACCACAAACAACAACUACUUGUGUCUGGCUGUGCUGGAUGGUGUGCUGUGUGUGAUCUUCUUGCACGGUCGCAACAGCCCUCAGACAUCUCCUUCUUCUACACCCUGCUUAAUAAAGAGCCUCAGCUUCGAGGCCCAGCCAGAAGAGCUUGAACAGCAUCCGCUCUCACCCAUGCAUUAUGCUCGCUCUGGCCUGGGUACCGUAUCCUUGAAUGGAAAACUCAUUGCAGCAGGGGGCUACAACAGAGAAGAGUGUCUGAGGACUGUGGAGUGUUAUGACCCCAAUGAGGACCGCUGGACUUUCAUCGCACCCAUGCGGACUCCGAGGGCUCGAUUCCAGAUGGCUGUGCUCAUGGGUCAGCUUUACGUGAUUGGAGGUUCAAACGGACAUUCGGAUGAGCUGAGUUGUGGGGAGAAAUAUGAUCCACAUGCCGAUGAGUGGACUCAGGUACCAGAGCUGAGGACAAACCGCUGCAAUGCAGGUGUCUGUUCCUUGAACAACAAACUCUAUGUUGUGGGAGGGUCGGACCCCUGCGGGCAGAAGGGUCUGAAGAACUGUGAUGCUUUUGACCCUGUGACCAAAACUUGGACCAACUGUGCCUCCCUUAAUAUCAGGAGGCACCAGGCAGCAGUGUGUGAGUUGGAGGGCUUCAUGUAUGCAAUUGGAGGGGCAGAGUCAUGGAAUUGCCUGAACACCGUGGAACGUUACAACCCUGAGAACAACACCUGGACACUGAUAGCCCCCAUGAAUGUGGCUCGCAGAGGGGCCGCUGUUGCUGUCCAUGCAGGCAAACUUUUCGUCGUUGGUGGCUUCGAUGGCUCCCAUGCCCUUCGGUGUGUGGAGAUGUACGACCCCAUCCGCAAUGAUUGGAAGAUGCUGGGUAGCAUGACCUCAUCUCGCAGCAAUGCGGGUGUGGCCAUGCUGGGCGAGACCAUCUACGCCGUGGGCGGCUUCGACGGAAACGAGUUCCUUAACACAGUGGAGGUGUACAACCCUGAGACAGAUGAGUGGUAUGACUGCGCCAAAGCCCCGUCCCCCUUCUCUGACUGAAGAGGGAAGACUGGGAGGAGGGAGGGAGGGCAGGGGAGUGGGAGUUUCAGUGCUUCACCCUUCUAAUUUUUUUUUUUUUGCCCCCCAAACUAACAGGCUUAGUGACGUAAUCGUGUUUCGUGAUGUUCUGUGUGUAUGAGUGGAUAUGUGUGGGGAUGGGGGAUGUUGGGGUGAGGGAUCUUCAGUGAAGAUCAACUUAUAUUUGGGGGAUUGGGAGAGGGGUGGGAGGGUUGUUGCUCAAGGCAACAUGACGCCUUUGCAUAUUGCAUACAAUGGUUUUUGUGCUGUAUAUAUUUUUCUUCCUCAUUUCUGUCAUAUGCCAACACAUUUAGUGCUUUUUUUUUUUUUUUCCUUCGAUUUCAAAGGUUUGAUUCUUUGAGGUUUUCAGAGAAGCAUUCUGCUUUUGGUUACUUAGAAGGUGGCUGUAUGGAGUGGUGAUUGACUUUUUAUUUAAGAAAUGUAAUUUUGCUCACAUAUUUAAAGGUCAGUAGUUUGAAGCCUUACUCAGUAUAAGUUGAUAAACACCUGUCAUGGCUUUGUGUCAUUUUAAGCCAACUGGAUUGCUUUUUGAAUCUUAAAUGAUGGCCUUUUUUUAUAUUUUUAUACACUGCUGAUUUACCAGUAAAAUAAAAGUAGUAGCAGACAGCUUAAGUCAUUGAAUCUAACCAGUGCCAGAUUUAGUUGCAUUUUCAUACACACACCACACGCACAAACCAUGCUUCUGCUAACCAAACUUUUAUUGUGAUUAAAAAAAAAAAAAAUGUAUGUAGACAUGAAGUUUACUAAUUUAGUUUUUUUUUUUUUUCCUCUUGUGUUUUAAAGUGUCAGGCAUUGGCAGAUUCUUCUUGAACGAUUGUUAGAGCAAGAAAAUGACCACAUUUGUAACAUUUCUUAAUAAAUCAUUUAAACCAGA